CUAUGGUUGCUCUGACAUUACUGUUUUUUUUUCUAGCCUGGUGGCUAUAAUUAUACAGUUAAAAAUCUCUAAUCCAACAGGUAAACAUCAGCUGGAAUAAAGUCCGGAUGGUGAUUUUGUAUUUUAAAUAAUGCGCUUAAAUAAUACUGGUGUCGCGACAGUACGUGAACUAGCCGUGAGGGUUUUGGAAGUCGUUGAGUCUGCAGUCGAAUGGGGUGCGAUGUGACGUCAACACUUCCGCCCUGCUCGCGCUCUGCGUUGUGCGCCUUCUCUCUGCUGCACAAUCCAACAUGGAGUAAUGAGAGAUGGGGCUCGUACGGGGCCACCCUCAGCAACAUCAACCGCGCGUUUAGCACCGCAGCCAGGCCGGAACACAUGCAAAUGCAGCUUACGGGAAAAACAUAAACCAAGGGUUAUUCACUCGCGUCUGCGGAUUUGGCAUCCUUGAUCGUUUUCAUCAGCAAAUGGUUAGCUCCGGAGGAAAAAAAAAGAGAGAGAGAGAGAGAGCCACGGAAAGCCAUCAGGAACGGAGGGACGGAGAGGAGAACAAAAACAAACCGAAGAGGAAAAAAUCGCUGAACAAGUGACACUAGUAGUGCGAUAUAUGAGGGGGUUAUUUUGGGGCAAGGAAAAAAUGACGAGCGACAAGAGUGCACCCGCUGUGGGAUUUUGUGCUAGGUGAAUCGAGAAAAUGAUUGAAGAAACACACCCAAACGAUGAUAGUUACAUUGUACGCGUCAAAGCAGUGGUAAUGACCCGGGAUGACUCGAGUGGGGGUUGGUUAGCACAGGAGGGUGGAGGUCUUAGCCGAGUCGGUGUCUGCAAGGUGGCACCCGCUGAGCUGAGCAGCCACAGCGACUUCCUUAUCCAUGGAGAGCGGCUUAAAGACAAGCAGGUGGUCCUGGAAUGUUUUGUGAGGAAAGAUCUUAUCUACACCAAGGCCACACCAACGUUUCAUCACUGGAAGGUUGACAACAAAAAGUGUGGCCUUACGUUCCAGAGUCCAGCUGAUGCCCGUGCUUUUGACCGAGGGGUCCGGAAAGCCCUGGAGGACAUAACAGAAGGUUCUACAACUUCCUCUUCAACACUCCAAAAUGAAGCUGAACUGGGAGAUGACGAUGUUUUCACAACUGCCACUGACAGCUCAUCCAACUCAUCCCAGAAGAAGGAGCAGGCCAUGCAGCCCCUGACCACCUCCACCUUCUAUGAACCGCACCGACAUCACCAUCACUACAUUCUGGGUCACUUCCAUGAACAGUACAGGACCUCAGAGCGCUACUUUCUUGACCAGGCAGCGCCCAGGUUGGCGCGACGUGUCAGCUUCCUAGACGAAGAGGAGGAGGUUGUACGCAUAAACCCACGUGAGCGUGCUUGGCUCUCAGGCUAUGAGGACUACCGGCAUGCAGCAGCACGUGCUCAGGGUCUUGACUCGUACGUGCAUUUCGAAAAGGUCGAUGCACCAGCCAAGCAUGACUACAGCUAUCCGUAUACACCAGGCUCGGAGCUGAGCAAGGGCCCUCGCCGAGGCUCCGGGAGUGGGGCUGUGGUUUCUCAGCCAGUCAGCUUCAAACACAAGGAGGAUGAGGAAGAGGGUUUGGGCGAGCGACGACACUGUGUCUAUUGUGGCGUUUUUUUCCGGCAUGAGGAGAACGGGCGCGGUCGCUGCCCUGACGCUCCGGACCCAGCACGUUCAUGCAUACGGCGCUUCAGCUGCAUGUGGUGUGCGGAUACUGUGCUCUACCACUGCAUGUCAGACCCGGAGGGAGAUUACUCUGAUCCCUGCUCAUGCGACACAGCCGACGAACGUUUCUGCCUGCGCUGGCUCGCCCUACUCGGCCUUGCGCUGCUUGCGCCCUGCCUCUGCUGCUACCCUCCUCUGCACGCCUGUCACCGAUGUGCCGUGGCCUGUGGCUGCUGUGGUGGGAAGCACAAGGCCGCUGCGUGACCCCUGACAAUGAUCUCGCCCAAAAUAUCACAUGUUAAAUGGACCCAUUGAGGCGGGCAACAGGAGGCAAGAAGAAAGUUCAUCAUGUCUUUUCAGUUUCUUUUUCAGUCUGUCUCAAUUCCUGCUCCAGACAGACAAAAAGAACAAAAAAUGGUGCAUUUAACUGGCUUGAAUAUUUCUUUUUUAUAUGUAAUAAUGAAUAUAUAUAUAUAUAUAUAUAUAUAUAUAUAUAUAUAUAUAUAUAUAUAUAUAUAUAUUUUAUAAAUGUAUGCGUGUGUGUGUGUAUGUGCAUUCCUGUGUAUGUUUUCUUUUCUCAUCUUCUGGAUGUUCUCUUCAGUUCCUUGUGAAAAAAAAAACAAAAAAACAAAACAGCUCUUGUUUGUUUCAAGUGGCCCUUUUGGAGCUGACUUGUUAAGCAUUACUUAUGCAGGUACUUUAUAUUUUUACACUGAUUUUUAAUUUCAAGAACUUGAAUUCUUUAUUUUUAAUGGUGCGUGCAUUUGAUUGGAGAAUCAGUCGUUUGAAUUCUGGGUUUGUUUGCCAUGGCCGGCUACGUGAGGUGGAUUGUGUCCGGAACCCUCAAAACAUACAAAAUAAUAACAGUGAGAGAGAGAGAUUAGCUCGAGACACUAAACCUGUAGUGAGGUUCACAGUGUGCGCUUGAUUGGGACUGUGUGUGCCCGUGUGAGUGUGUGCGUGUGUGUAUGCGUGUAAUAGUGCAGAAGCCUGCAUGUGUGUUGUAAAGGAAUGAGAACAUUGUAUUACAGCAUAGUAUUGUUGUUAUUGUAUUUAAGCCAAAUUUACAUAAGCUGCAUUGUGAGUAUAUGUAAAUACUGUAUACUCAUAUGUAUAUGUCUAAAAUUGAUUAUUAUAUUCACAACCACAUUUGUGGUCAUAGUGGAUAAAUAGAAUAGUGGAUAAGGAGCUCUUUUAAAUGACCAUGAUUGAUAUCCAAAGAUUUUUUUUAUUAUUAUUUUUUUUUUUUCCUGUUCUAUUUAUUUUCUUAAUCAAUUGAAUCACCAGCCAAAGGGAGAAGGAAAUAUGAACAUAAGGUUUGGCUUUUGAACUAGAAGCCUUGUCAUAUGAGAGAGUAGAAGGAGUCCAGUUGGAACAGUGUAUAUUAUGCUUGGAGUAAAAUGCAUAACGAGUAUCUGCUUUCCCACUCCGACAUGUGGCUUUUAACACUUAAAAACGAGUGGAAAAAGUUUUUCUUUUUCUUCUUUUCAAAAUGACUCCUGCUCUAUAGGAAGCCUAAAAGAUCAGGACACCUAUUACAGGGACAUUUGCCAAAAUGAUCUCUAACGUUACUCAAAGCCUUAAUUUUAGUUCAAAUAAUAAUAAUAAUAAUAAUUCAUAGUGUCUGCCACAACGUUUGCUCAUAAGACAGACACAUUUUUGUGAAUUCUUUUAAAAUCAAGAGAAAGUGAAGAAUAUUUUUGUAAUAUAUCCGAUAUGAUCACAUCAAAUGAGCCUUUUUUUUUUUUUAAUUAAGAGAAUGUGUUAAAAAUGUAGAGGGACACAGUAGGGUUAAAAGGCAUCGUACAAUCUGAGAGGCAGCUCUGUAUAGUCUGUCUCGGACAUUAUAACCUGCUCAAACCCAUGAAUGACAUCAUCCAGUUACGGUUCAAAUAAAUCAUGCAAUGAAAAAAUACUAUCUGGUUUAGCUAGUGAAGCUGUGCGAGUACGAUUCCACAUGGCUAUUACUAAUGUCUGUGUUGUUUAACCCAUAACGUUCAACCUGCUCAUGGGAGCUACAGUCUCGGUCAUGGAGUGUGUCGUGUUAGUACGUUACAAACACGUAGAAUGUCUGUCAGUACAUGGGAGAUCAGGGAGGAGUGUCACUGUAUCCUUCAUCCACAGCACGUCCUUUUGGCUCUCCAUCAGCUUUGGCAAUACUGAAUAAGCAUCAUCUUUUUCACUAAGAGCCCGGGAUACCUGUGGUUAAAAAUAAAAUAAAACAUAACAACAACAACAACAAAAAAGAAGUCUGUACGUCGGUCACAGUGCAGUCUUGCUACUAUACACAUUUUACAUGUUUAAAAAGUGCCUGAAGCAUAUUGUUAAUCUGUCUCCUUGUAUACUAAAAGAAAAAUUAAAUAAACCCUAUUGAUCAGUUUUGUUUUUUACAAUAAGAAUUUUUACCUCUGUAAAAAGCAAAAAAAAAAAAAAAAAAUCUAUAUCAAGUGUAUGAUGUACAUUUUUAUUUCAAUUUUUUUUUUAUUGUUUCUAACAUGUAUGUUCAAUGAAGCUCUUUGCUUACGAGAGGACAAAAGGAAGAAAGUACUUUGUAAAUACAGGUAGAUUGUGUCAGAACUACAAGAAGUGUGGCCUGGCCAGUAAGUAGUUCUACAUGUGUGUCCUAGCUCCCAAUAAAAAUAAAACCGAAAUUA
This is a messenger RNA of Clarias gariepinus (North African catfish), 4335 nucleotides long. RefSeq names its product sprouty related EVH1 domain containing 2b (gene spred2b). Gene Ontology annotation, cellular component: membrane. Bases 692 to 1945 code for a protein of 417 amino acids. The record is from RefSeq and is a predicted model, not a curated record. Gene Ontology annotation, molecular function: protein kinase binding. Gene Ontology annotation, biological process: multicellular organism development; negative regulation of MAPK cascade. NCBI's taxonomy places the organism in Eukaryota, Metazoa, Chordata, Actinopteri, Siluriformes, Clariidae. The transcript has 6 exons.